Messenger RNA from Etheostoma spectabile (orangethroat darter), 943 nucleotides. Its product is annotated as C-factor. Gene Ontology annotation, cellular component: cytoplasm. The transcript is spliced from 6 exons. Lineage: Eukaryota; Metazoa; Chordata; Actinopteri; Perciformes; Percidae. The coding region runs from base 53 to 865 and encodes 270 amino acids. Gene Ontology annotation, molecular function: oxidoreductase activity. The record is from RefSeq and is a predicted model, not a curated record.
AUGAGAAUGUGGGUGUGGCCAAGCUUUAGACCAAACUUUCAGCAAGGGCUUUAUGCAAGAGCUCAGACAGGGAAUUGUGCUAACAGAGGCAGUGGAAAUGGCAGCUCAACCAGUUAGUGUGCUUAUAACAGGAGCCAACAGAGGCCUGGGCCUGGAAAUGGUUAGGCAAAUGUUGGAGGCUCCCUGUCCAGUGAGAAAGCUUUUCGCCUGUUGCAGGGACCCAGAUGGACCCAGAGCUGAGGCCCUGCAAACACUGGCAAAGAAGAAUCCUAACAUUUCUGUUGUCCGUCUGGAUGCCACUGACCUUUGUAGCAUAAAACUGUGUGCCCAGCAGGUGGGCUCUUUGGUGGGGACAGGUGGUCUCAACCUGCUGAUUAACAACGCAGGCAUCGCGCCCAAAGGCACUGUGCAGGAAACCAGUCCUGAGGACAUGCAACAUUGCUUCAACACUAAUGUCAUGGGCCCUAUGAACAUAAUUAAAGAGUUCCUGCCUCACCUGCGUGACGCAGUGAAAGCCAGUGGAAUGCCCGGGAUGUCCAUCAACAAAGCAGCCGUUGUCAGCAUCUCCUCACUUUUGGGUUCAAUGGAAGCUUUACAUUCGUAUGCCUUCUUCCCUGCCGCAUCCUAUCGCAUCAGCAAGGCAGGUUUGAACAUGCUGACAGUGUGUGCUGCAGAGGAGCUGAAGAAGGAUGAGAUCCUGUUUUGUGUGCUGCAUCCUGGCUGGGUGCGCACUGACAUGGGUGGAGAGGAGGCGGACAUUGAUCCUCCGGAGAGUGUGCAGGGGAUGCUUAGCGUGAUGGCCUCCCUGACGGAGAAGCAAAACGGUGCCUUCCUGGAUUAUAAAGGCCAAUCCAUCCCAUGGUAGCUUCAUACUACCCCUUCAAAAACUGCAGUCAUUCAGUAAAUAAACACAAGUGAAAUAAACGAAUACUUGUUCUAAUUA